Messenger RNA from Anopheles coustani, 440 nucleotides. RefSeq lists its product as uncharacterized. The record is from RefSeq and is a predicted model, not a curated record. The transcript has a single exon. Lineage: Eukaryota; Metazoa; Arthropoda; Insecta; Diptera; Culicidae. Bases 119 to 436 code for a protein of 105 amino acids.
GGGUUCAAAAUAUUCUUUCUGGUUUUACAUCGUCGAACUGUGAAGCGAUCAGUUGGGAUAGAGUAUUUUCAUUUUUUUACGUUAUUCAUCGUUCCAUAUUCUUGAAUAACUUGAAAUCAUGCCAUCCGUUGAAACGUCUGAAGGGUACAGCAAAUCCAGCGAGUCUUGCGCAGAGAGUGUUGGACAGAAUGGUACAGCAAGCGGGGAUUCAUCGGAUCCAAACCAUCAACAGAUACCCGCAGAUCGUGGUGCGGAGAGUGAUUUAUCGCAAAUUGACCAACCUACAGUCCGCGAGUUUACACAAAAUGAUACCAUCAACAAAUUUCUGUUGAACUCCUUCCUGCAGCGCAUAAAUAAUGCGACCACCGUGGAUGAGUGUAGAGAGGCAAACGAUGAGUCAUUCGGGGACGAGCUGAACCAGGACUUCGAUUCAUAGAGUU